Molecule: messenger RNA, 642 nt
Organism: Porites lobata
Lineage: Eukaryota; Metazoa; Cnidaria; Anthozoa; Scleractinia; Poritidae
Source: the annotation of a GenBank genome assembly
AUGUGGGAAAUUCUGAUACAUGUGGGUAUGUUACAUCGUCACGAGAGAACCUGCGAGGCUAAAGUCCAUUACACGUUCCCUCGCGGUGCGUACAAGACGCCACCCACCAUCUUUGAGCUGCUCGAAGAUGAAGGCUUCACCAUUCCACCACAUUUAAAGUACUUUCCAUACAGAGCCACCUUUGACUUCGAAUGCAUGUUUAAUCGUCAGACUGGCCUAAAUAAUACCGAAAAACUCACCUGGAACGCCAAGCAUAUCCCUCUAAGUGUCAGUGUCUGCUCUAAUGUCCCAGACUACGACCACCCCAAGUGUUUUGUGUCAACUGGGGACUCCAAACACCUCGUCAAAGAGAUGAUAGACUACCUAGUGGAAAUCAGUCAAAAGAGCUCCGACCUGAUGAAGCAAGAGUUUUCAUUCCUAUUUGAAGCGAUAGACCAAAAGCUAGAAGAAAUAAAACAAAAGUCAGAAAAACAGACAGGAGAGAGUGGUACAGACGUUAGCGUCCAAGAAGAUAGCGAUGAUGAAGGAGAAGAUCUUAUGGAGACCGAUGAUGAAGAAGAAAACAUAGAAUCUGAGACAGAAGAAGAUCGUGCCUUCCUGGAUGAUGAAGUGGAAAGUGAGCAAGGUGCCUCGUUUUACCGA